AUGGACUUCUUCCAAAAGCUGCUUGGCGCGAAGCCAUCCCAAGCUCCAGUUCUCGACGACGAGUUCGCAGAUUAUGCUGCACCAGCGGCUGCCUCUCCUGUCUCAAUACCAAGCUCCGUUGCCGAUGCAGCUGCAGCUGAAGCAACUGGACAAACUCCUUUGUCGGGCUCAGGAGGACGACCGGUUGUCUACACAAAAUGGUACCGGGUAUGGGAGCGCACUACGAUAGCGGAUUUUUACUUCGAGUUGGCUGUGAUACCCUUCCUCGUUGUGGCCUUACUCGUUCACUUCUGGGGAACGCGUCGCAACAGAAGGAGGGCGCGAAAAUUCAUGGCAACCGCAAGCCCUAUUCUUGAGAACGAGUUUGCUCUUGUUGGUUUCGGCACGCAACCGAAAGAUGUUCCCUACUCAGAAGGCACGCAAGGCGACAGUCUCAUUGCUGCAUCUGCUAAGCUUACUGGCGAAAACCUCUCCGAAGAGGUCAUAAAGGGAAAGACAGCGUUCGAAUUCGAAAGUUACGCGACGGGACGUGCCAACGUCGCGUUCGUCGACGUCAAGGUCAAUUUGUGGAAGUGGUACAAUCCGAUGCUGCUUCUUGCUGAAUCUGGAAUGGGACUCUUCUUCGAAACCCUAAAAGUCGAACCAGAGCGCAUUGAAUGUGUUUCCUACGCCUUUGAUGGCAACGAGAAGAAUUUUGUUGCACCACCAGUGCCAGGGUCGGAGGAGAUCAAGAAGACGAAACCGAUUGGCAACUCGACUUACGACCAGUUCAUUUUCGCGAUCGUCAACAAACUCUCUAUGAAGCGGCUGCGUGAACAACGUUACGACCUGUCCCUUACCUUUACCAAGGACAACGCCAAACUUCCUGUGUGGGCCAGUGUCAUGUCUGAGUCCGCCGAAAUAACAGAGACAAUGUUAACCGCAGAACUGGUCAAGGCAAUAGAGACUGCAGGCGACUACUUUGAGUACUUCAUUGUUACAGAUCAACCGAUUGAGAAGCCCACCACGAUUGACGAGGCUAAACCCAGGAAGCGCAUCCAUAUAUGUUUCCGUUUGCCCAGCGACAACGACUAUGGAAAGGUCCUGCCACUGUUCCAAACGUUCAUACGAUUUGCCGAUCAUUUGGCUGCGAACGCGCAUUUCAGACCCGAAGUAACUAAGAAGAUCAAGCAGAUUCGAGAAUCGGAGAGUGGGAAGCUCAGGAAGAUAGCCGACAAGGAAGCAGAAGAGGACCGUAUGAAACAGAUGGAGAAGCUGAAAAAGGAAGAAAGAGACCGGAAGAUGAAAGGAAUGAGUGCGGAGGACCAGAAGAAGUUCUUGGAAAAGGAAGCUGACAAAAAGAGACGGAAGGACUCAAAGAAAAUGACUGUAAAAGGCUAG
Molecule: messenger RNA, 1380 nt
Organism: Lithohypha guttulata
Lineage: Eukaryota; Fungi; Ascomycota; Eurotiomycetes; Chaetothyriales; Trichomeriaceae
Exons: 2
Coding region: 1-1380 (459 amino acids)
Biological process (GO): endoplasmic reticulum calcium ion homeostasis
Cellular component (GO): endoplasmic reticulum
Molecular function (GO): calcium ion binding
Source: RefSeq, a predicted model, not a curated record